Messenger RNA from Cotesia congregata, 1128 nucleotides. NCBI's taxonomy places the organism in Eukaryota, Metazoa, Arthropoda, Insecta, Hymenoptera, Braconidae. The record is from the annotation of a GenBank genome assembly.
AUGAAAAGUGAUUAUCAUGUUGAGGUACAAGCAUUUAAAUUACUAAGGAUGUCAGUCACUUUUAAGGUUUCGGAAGACAGAUUUUAUAAACCCUGCGUUUCGUAUAAUUAUUAUUAUUUACAACGAAAAGCAUAUACAUUUUUAUUGAUUUUUGAAGAUGAUGAAGAAUCUUUAAGACGGAUGCUAGUGAAUACAAAGGGGGAAAUUACGACGCCAUCCGAUAAAAUAUUUCCUGCCGAAAUUAUAAGUAAAAAAGUAGAAUUGAAGGAAAAUUUGAAAUUGCAAAAUGGAAUUAAAACGUCGAACAAAAGAAAAAUCGAUGAAAAAAUUCAAAAUCAGAAACCUAUUCUGCACAAAUUUUUUCAAGUUGAUAAUCAAAGACAAUUUAUUAACCUGUCUGAAUUUAAACCAACUGUGAUGACUUCAUGUAACCCUAGACAAGCUUCCCAACUUCAGACUUCUUUCAACCUAAUACAAAAUUCUCAAGUUCUGAGCUCUUUUAAUCCGGUUCAUAACUCUCAAGUUUUGAGUUCUUUAAAUCCAAUCCACACUUCUCAAGUUCUGAGUUCUCUAAAUCCAGUCCACUCUUCUCAAGCUCUAAGUUCUUUCAAUCCCGUCCACACUUCUCAAGAUCUUAGCUCUUCUAUCUCAGUAACAACAUCUUCACCUUACAUUUUUCCUCAGGAACCACCUUUUCAACUACCAUCUACUUCAGUGCAGGAAAGUAAUGAUUAUUUUUCUGUGCAAGGCAGUAGUUCUUCCCAGCUGAACAUCAAUAAAUCAGAUAUGUACGAGUUUCCAUCGACAGUUGAAAUCACACCAGCCCCUCUAGUAAUUAACAUGAAAAGUUUGACUGAAUCUACCAGCAAAGAAAAUGAAAUUAUAUCUAGAAAUGUCAAGGAGGGUCAAGUCAUAAUUAGAGACUGUUAUAAUAAAAGUGCAAGUGGUCCAACUCAUUCUGGUGUUUUAAAAGCGGAUGCAGCACCAAUUACAUUAGAAGUUGUUGAGUUCGUGGAGUCUCUUGCAGUCCAUCUAAGACAUCAAUACAAAAAAGAACAGGAUGAGGCCACUUCAGAAAAAACAGCUUUUCGAGUAAAGUAUCGUACACUGAUAAAAAAAUUUACUUGA